Molecule: messenger RNA, 462 nt
Organism: Malassezia globosa CBS 7966
Lineage: Eukaryota; Fungi; Basidiomycota; Malasseziomycetes; Malasseziales; Malasseziaceae
Exons: 3
Coding region: 1-462 (153 amino acids)
Source: RefSeq, a predicted model, not a curated record
AUGCAAUCCACCUGUACGUGGCAGCCAGCCCUCAAGCCAGGCACUUUGCCUGUGUAUGACGAGGCACUUAAGCACAUUGAACACGACUCGGCUGCGUUGCGUGACCAAAUCGCUAAGGAAAAGCAACAGGCGGACAUGUCAUCCACCGAUGUCCAGGAGCGUGUGUACGCGUUGGAAGUCGCUUCAGAUAUCAACCAACCUAGUGUGCGGGCGCAGUUCCGUCGCGGCACUUACUCCAUGGAGAAGCCUGUAUUCCGCCACAUGCGUGAGCAGGCAUGGCGUCAAGGAGGUGCUCUGAACCGGCUGAUCGAACGCAUCCGCAACAUGCACGUCUUGCCAGACGUCGUACCCAAGAUCACGCCGACCGUGGAUCUGGAGGUCCUCUUUGGCUCUGGUCGAGGGAUCGGCGAUCACGGUGGACAAGGAGGAAGCACACUCGCAAGUACACGCUCAUGCUCGUAG